This is a messenger RNA of Lathyrus oleraceus (garden pea), 2166 nucleotides long. RefSeq lists its product as uncharacterized. Bases 1 to 2166 code for a protein of 721 amino acids. Lineage: Eukaryota; Viridiplantae; Streptophyta; Magnoliopsida; Fabales; Fabaceae. The transcript is spliced from 9 exons. The record is from RefSeq and is a predicted model, not a curated record.
AUGACUUUUCCAAGAUCACACUUUCAAGGAACUCAUGACAGUGAAGCCGGCCCAAGUAGAAUUACACAUGUUAAUGAUGUUGCACUUGAUCAUAAUUGCACAUCACCUAAUCAACGAAACAACACGAGUCAAUCCGAUACAGAUAUAAGUGAUAUAGUUCUAAAUGAUAUGGAUGUUGAUGAAGCUUUGGAGGAUGCAGUAAUAUCAUAUAUUAACAUGGACGCCAGAGAAAAUGGUGCAUUAUCACGUCGUCCUCAAGAAUCAGGACAUGCUUUUCGAGCAAAGCACAAUAUUGCUCGAAAUUUCAAAAAUAAUAUGAUGAUGGCAAAAUCCCGGUUGCCUCAUCCAUUUACCUAUAGACACUGCAAUGCAAGAUUGUUUCAUCAUGAAUCACGUGACACGUGUUGUAAUGGUGGAAAGGUAUCAUUCUCACGAGUUGAUGCUCCUAUAGAAUUGCAACAAUUAUUUUUGGAUGGUUCAGCUGAAGGAAAACAUUUUAGGCAACAUAUUCGAAGUUAUAACCAUGUGCUUUCAUUCACUUCAAUUGGUGUUCAUGUUGAUGAGAAUAUUCUUGCAUCUGGUCGUGGUAUAUACACAUUUCGUGCUCAAGGUGCUUUUUACCAUAACAUAGGAGGUUUCUAUCCAAAUGAGGGUGUCAGGCCGCGUUUCUUACAACUAUACAUCUACGACACCGAUAAUGAGCUACAUAAUAGAAUGCAGGAAAAUCCACAGCUGCACCAAAAUGUAGUUCACAAAUUACAGAAAAUGCUCCAUCAGUUUAAUCCUUUUGUAAUUAGGUUCAAGCAACUUGCAAUACUUCCAAAUAUCAGUGAAUGUAGCCUCAUACUUAAGGAGCGUCCAAGUAAUCACCAUCAAUACAAUCUUCCAACUGCUGAACAAGUUGCAGCAAUUAUUGUUGGAUGUGAUGCAGAUUCUAUGGAUUAUGGAAGGGAUAUUAAUGUCAUUCGUUGUGAUGGAAAUCUCAAGAAAGUUCAAGAGACAAAGGGAUAUUAUGAUCCUUUGCAAUACCCUGUAUUGUUUCCAUUUGGGACGCAUGGUUGGGACAUCAACACAACAAAUUGCAAUGGACGAAGAGUGUCAUGUCGAGCAUAUUACAGUUACAUGCUUCAGAUUCGCCCAAAUGAUCAAUCAAUGUUGUUAAAUGCGGGUCGACUGUUGCAACAAUAUGUUGUAGACAAUUAUGUCAAAAUUGAAUCAGGGAGAUUAAGGUGGAUUAAAGAGCACCAAAGUGAUAUACGUUCUGAAUUGUACCAAGGUUUACAUGAUGCUUUGCAUGUUGGUGAAACUAAUGCAGAGAACAUUGGAAAAAGAACAAUAUUUCCAUCAUCAUUUAUUGGCGGUCGUCGAGACAUGACACAACGUUAUGAAGAUGGCAUGGUUAUUGUUCUUAAUGGCGGUAAACCAGAUAUUUUUCUAACAAUGACAUGCAAUCCUUCUUGGAGUGAGAUAACAUCAGAACUUUUGCCUUUUCAAACACCACAAGAUCGUCCAGAUCUGCUAACAAGAAUAUUUCGUUCGAAAUUUGAGAAAUUGAAGGAUGAUGUUAUUAAUAAAGGAGUCUUGGGUAAAGUUAAAAGCUACAUGUAUGUCACUGAAUUUCAAAAGCGAGGACUGCCGCAUGUGCAUAUGUUGUUGGUCUUAGAAAGUAACGAUAAGCUGCGUGACCCAAAAGAUUAUGAUAGUAUGGUAAGAGCAGAAAUACCUAAAUUAGAAUGUGAACCACAAUUGCAUGAAGCUGUUGUAAGACAUAUGAUCCACAGACCUUGCGGCAUAAUCAACCGAAAGUCUCCAUGUAUGAAAGACGGACAUUGUAAAAAAGGUAUCCCAAACAAUUCUUGGAUGAAACACGUCAAGGCACUGACUCAUAUCCCGAGUAUAGGAGAAGAGAUUUGCAGUAGCAUUAAAAGUAUCAAGUAUCUAUACAAAUAUGUGUACAAAGGCCCUGAUCGUGUGGCUAUGGAGGUUCAUAAAGGAUCAUACAUGGAUGAAGUUCAGCAAUAUGUUGAUGCAAGAUGGAUUUUCAAACUAGAACACGAUGAAAUCUUUCAAUUAUGUAAGGAGUUGAGACGAAAGAAUGUUGAAACUUGCUUCGACAUGAAAAUAACAGACUUUGAAGAUAAAUGGAACACAUGGAAGGAUGAAUAA